Rhopalosiphum maidis (corn leaf aphid) is the source of this 2157-nucleotide messenger RNA. It is a transcript of the gene wls, whose product is annotated as protein wntless. The record is from RefSeq and is a predicted model, not a curated record. Gene Ontology annotation, cellular component: organelle membrane; endomembrane system. NCBI's taxonomy places the organism in Eukaryota, Metazoa, Arthropoda, Insecta, Hemiptera, Aphididae. Gene Ontology annotation, molecular function: Wnt-protein binding. Gene Ontology annotation, biological process: intracellular protein transport; Wnt protein secretion; Wnt signaling pathway. The coding region runs from base 189 to 1814 and encodes 541 amino acids. The transcript is spliced from 12 exons.
GUUCAUUGUCGUCUUAUCAACAGCUCGCGUUUAUUUAGUACGAAAAAACGUUGUUAUCGCCGCCGCCGAAAACUCGGACGCAUCGCCGCCAAUAAUCGCCAUUAGCCGUUGUACAGUAAGUCUAUUGGAAAUAUCGUAAGAGUAACGGCGGAAAGAGUUAAUACGAAAUUGUUAUUCAUAUCGACAAGAUGGCAGGCGGCGUCAUACUUGAGAAUUUGAGCGGAAAGAAGUUGUUUGUGCUCGUAUUGUCAUUGCUCUUUUGCCAGCUAGCGUGUUUUUUGAUAGGUGGACUUGUCGCUCCUACGCCGUCCGCUACCGAUAUGGUAUUGGCGUCAAAGUGUUUGUACAAUGACAGCAAUCCAUGGUCGUACAUUAGAGGCGAAGGAAAAUGUUUCUCAUAUCACUCAGACAUCUAUAAAGACAACCCUGUCGCCAACACUAUGGCCAAUGAUAUUGUAUUCACUUUUCAAAUACCUACUCCACGCGACGGUCAGACAUUGGAUUAUUCUCGAUGGCAACAGAAUCUCAUAGGUGUCCUCAACUUUGACAUUGAGUAUCAUGUUGGCACUAUUAUGGAUCGUAAUCUUGAGAUAACGUUAGAUACCAAACUUGGUUAUCGUAAUAUAGGAGACAAGGAUGGGGAUUGGAAAUUAUUUGCUAAUUCUGUUGAGAAGCGUAAUCUUGAUUGUAUUUCAGAAGAGAAAAUAGAUGGUCAUAAUUAUCAAUGUGGGUUAGUACCGCUUUUUGAACUCGGAUCUUUACAUCAUGAUUAUUAUUUAAUCAAUAUAAAAAUACCAGUAGAUGAAGAAAAUGGAAUUAACUUUGGUUUAGGACAUUUAAAAGAUGUUUGGCUUGUGGUUAUAAAUCAAAAUGGUGGUUUUACUAGCGUAUGGCUUUAUAUGAAAACAAUAUUUUUCCCAUUUAUUGUUGCUAUAAUGAUAUGGUUUUGGAACAGAGUUCAUAUGUUGGCCCGAAAGCCAGUGUUGCUUGAACGCAUGUUGAUGACUAUUGGUUUUGCACUAACUCUUCUGAAUCUUCCUGUUGAAUUUUUGACAUUAUACUAUGAUAUGCCAUUCAUGUUGCUUUUGCAAGAUAUAAGACAAGGUAUAUUUUAUGCGGCAUUACUUUCAUUUUGGUUGAUUUUUGCUGGUGAACAUCUUAUGAUCCAGGAUUCUCAACAAAAAAAUCUACGCACAUAUUGGAAACAUUUGAGUGCAGUCGCUGUUGGUUGUAUUUCACUGUUUGUUUUUGACAUGUGCGAAAGAGGAGCUCAAUUAAGAAAUCCAUUUUACUCCAUAUGGGCGACCAAUACUGGCACAAAUCUAGCUUUAAGUUUCAUAAUAUUGGCAGCAUUAUCUGGUGGAAUGUACUUUUUAUUUUUAUCAUAUAUGAUAUGGAAAGUCUUCUGUAAUAUAAGCGCACGAAGAUCAGCAUUACCAUCUAUGUCAAAUGCUCGAAGGUUACAUUAUGAGGGCAGUAUUUAUAGGUUUAAAUUUUUAAUGAUAGCCACUCUACUAUGUGCUGCAUUAACUGUAAUUGGAUUUAUAUUGGGCCAGGCUUCAGAAGGACAUUGGAAAUGGAAUGAUACUAACAAUCUAAACUAUGCAUCAGCAUUUUUGGUUGGAGUCUAUGGAAUGUGGAAUAUUUAUAUAUUUGCACUCAUUGUUCUUUACUCUCCUUCUCACAAGCACUGGCCAUCAGAAAUUGAUGUGAACAACAGUUCGAGUGACACAAUUGAAUUUAGCCGUCUUCCUACAGAGCCAACAGAAAUGUCAUCUCUAGCUUCAUUCUCUAGAAAAUCUGCUUUUGACUGAACAUCCAUCCAAAUGCCAUGACAUCUUCCUAUGCCCUAAUUUUAAGUUUAUCAUGACAUUUUAAAUAUUUUCCUUACUUUUUAUUUUUAAGUCUGUGAUAGACAAACACAGUACAAUUAUCAUUAAUUUACACUUAAGAUCUUAUUUACAACAGUAUUAUUUUGAAUUUUUUUUUGUACUUUUUUUACUGUAUUUUAUUUUAGUUAGUUUAUGCCCUUUUAUAACUUUACUUAGUACUUUAAUUUAGUACUGAAUAUUUAUAAGUAACAACAUUUAAAAAUUUAAUAUGUGUUGUAUUAUUGUAUGAAUAUGUGUUUAAAUUACCUACUUAGAUUAAUACUAG